AAAUUAUAGAAGCUAAUAUUUUUUACUUAUUUCUUAUUUAACAUACAGACUAAAUAAUUCAAGAGUAAUUAGUAAUAUUGCAAUCCAUCCCACAGACAUUCCUAUCUCGGCUAUCGUAAAGCUAUUCCAGGCUAUUCUUAUUUAAAAAUUACGGCUUCCUUAUCGUUUUUCUGAUUAAAUAAUAGUAUAAACUACAAACUAUGUUAAUAUCACGUUAAUAUAUAUAUAUAUAUAUAUCCAUCCUCCCGAGAAAACCAAUGAUGAAGUCUUUCUACCGUAUACUAGAUAACAUUAUUUUUUAAUAAUUACAGCAAAGAUAAAGGAUAGUUUACAAGUAUGGAUAUGAACACUGAAGAGGUCGUGUUCGUGUUAAAUAAAAUAACUCCUGUAACUAUUUUUAUUUGGUAUUUAUAAUUACUUUCCAUAUACCAUAUACAAUAUUUAGAAAGGUUGAACCAUGAUACUAGCUAUAGGAUGUUUGGUGAUAGUUUGCGCCACUACAAUAGCUGUGAUAAAGUCAAAGAAACCUCUUAAACUGAUCAUUGCAGAAGCAAAAUAUGAAAUUUUGUAUAAUGCGGUGGGCUCGAAAUAUAUGAUGAACGAUUUUUUGAUGAGAAACAAAAAUAAAUUAACAGAGUUGCCUAAAGAUUUAAAGAAAAUUGCUGUAAUAACUGGAGGAACCAGAGGAAUCGGUUUGGAAGUUAUAAAAUUAUUGCUUACUGCAGAUAUAAAUGUAAUUAUAGGUUGUAGAAAUGUUCAGCAAGGAGAGACACUUUUGAAAAAAUUCCGAGACAUGGGAAUCGACCGGGGAAACAUAGAAGUUUACCAAUUAGACAUAAGUGUAACGAAUUCCGUGAAAAAAUUCGCCAGUGAAAUCAAGGAAAGACACGAUAAAAUUGAUUAUUUAAUUAAUAACGCUGGGAUAAUGUUUGGCCCGUACGUCGAAUCCCGAGAUGGUUACGAAUCCCAAUUCUCGACGAACUAUUUGGGACAUUUUCUCUUGACUCAUCUCUUACUGCCCGAAUUGAAAAGAGCAGGAACAGAAAAGUCCAACUCUAGAAUCGUAAAUGUGUCUUCGUGUGCCCAUGUCAUUGGAAAAAUAAAUUUUGAAGAUAUUAAUCAUAGGAAUCGAUACAUUCCAUCAGAGGCGUACGCUCAGUCGAAACUAGCUCAAGUAAUAUUCACAAUAUACUUAAACGACUUAUUUAAAAAAGAGAACGCCCAUGUUCAAGUUCAUUCAGUACAUCCUGGAAUUGUCAACACUGACUUGUUUAAUGGAACUCAUUUAAAGAACCUGGCUCCUUGGAUUCCACAUCUCUUCUUCAAGAGCCCAGAACAAGGUGCCUAUCCAAUAAUAUACGCAUGUUUAUCGCCUAAACUUGAAGGUCAAGGUGGUACCUAUAUAGAUAACUGUCGAGUGGUGUCGCCUAGCGACAGGGCUUCGAACCCCGAAGUACAAGAAAAACUUUUCAAAUAUACCAAAGAACUUCUUAGUAUAGAAAAAUACAGUGAAUUAUUAUAACCUCCAUUUGUAAUUAUGGCAAUAAAAACAAUAAUUUAUAUUUUUA
Sitophilus oryzae (rice weevil) is the source of this 1568-nucleotide messenger RNA. Its product is annotated as dehydrogenase/reductase SDR family member on chromosome X. The transcript is spliced from 7 exons. The coding region runs from base 458 to 1522 and encodes 354 amino acids. The record is from RefSeq and is a predicted model, not a curated record. NCBI's taxonomy places the organism in Eukaryota, Metazoa, Arthropoda, Insecta, Coleoptera, Curculionidae.